Molecule: messenger RNA, 2533 nt
Organism: Aegilops tauschii subsp. strangulata
Lineage: Eukaryota; Viridiplantae; Streptophyta; Magnoliopsida; Poales; Poaceae
Product: nod factor hydrolase protein 1-like
Biological process (GO): chitin catabolic process; carbohydrate metabolic process
Cellular component (GO): extracellular region
Molecular function (GO): chitin binding; chitinase activity
Source: RefSeq, a predicted model, not a curated record
GCAUAACAUGUUACGAGCUUCCAAUUGCAAACUAGAGAUUGUGAAUUGAAACUGAAAUUUUCAUGAGAUGUCACUCCAUUGAUUCCAUGUCUUGUGGUGCUACGAUGCUUUCAUCUUUGGUGUCCUUUUGAUGUUAUGAACAAAAAUAAUGCAUUAUCAAAAGCGAUCUAGCAUCCUCGAACUUCUGAAGAUCUUAAGACACCAGGACAACAAAAUAAAAUGAAAAUCACGUGGCAUAGUAAAUACACCUAACUGUCUCCCAAUAUAUGCCAUUUGUCCAGGAGACCAUACAAUUUUUUUUGAAUUGUUUGAUUGCUUAUCACAUGUGUCAUUUUAAGAACUACAACGGUGAUUAACCUCACACAAACAAUCCUUCAGAGGCCAGCGUGCAGUUGGUCUUGAACAUAAAUGGCAGAGCAACAUUUCUGACGCUCUCUCAAAAUUUCUUAGUUGGAAUGUACAGUAAUUUUUAUUAAUUCAUACAAAUGGGACGUCAGAUUCUUUUAGCAUGAUAAAUCAAAUGUCCGAAAUGACAAAUUGUGUUGCCGUGAGGAUGAUAAUUUUCUUUAGCAAGCAUGAUAAAUCUGUCGUGUUUAGUUUUUGGCAGGAUUAUCUACGCUCGCUAAAUGAAAUUGUCAUCUCCCCGACAAUAUAUUUUGCUAUAAAAAUCGUUUGAUUUACUAUUGCCUAAAAAUCGGACGUUUGAUUUACUAUUGCCUAAAAAUCGGACGUUUGAUUUUUAUCAUUUUUGAUUAAUUAAUGGUAAAUUUGCUUCAGGUAAGAAGUUACAAGAACCAGAAGCAAACACUGGCAUAACAACACCAGCAAGAUUCCCCUUCUCCGGUGACACAAAAACAAUGCUCGCUCUCCGGCCACCUCCCCAGCAAUGGCACACACCACACUCCUCCUCUACACUGUCAUCUCACUCUCGCUCUCCCUUGCAGCUUCAGUUCUUGCGCCACCGCCUGACACCACCCAACAAGCACCGACGACGGUGCGGGCCGGCUACUACUUCGCCGCCGACGCCGACCUCUGGCCCCUCUCGGCCCUCGACGUUUCCCUCUACACUCACCUCUACUACUCCUCUCUCUCCGUGCACCCCACGCGGCACACGCUCCAGCUCCCAGCCGACCUGGCCCAGGCGCGCCUCCUCGCCAACUUCUCCCGGGAGCUCAAAGGGAGGAACCCGGCGCUCAGGACCCUUCUCUCCCUCGCCACCGCCGGCGCCGAAGAUGCCGCAGCAGGCGCCACCACGGCAUCUGGGGACCCCGCGUUCGCCGCCAUGGCCGCGGACCCGACGUCGCGGGUCGCGUUCGUCGACGCGGCCGUUCGGGUGGCGCGGGAGAAUGGCUUCGACGGGAUCGACGUCGCGUGGCGGUUCCCGGCGUCGGCGGUGGAGAUGGCCGACUUCGGGUUCCUUGUGGCCGAGUGGCGCGCCGCGGCGCCCCAGGGGUUCCUGCUCACGGCCACCGUCUACUUCUCUAACCACGUGUUCGGCGCGCCGUUCGCCGGCGUGGACUACCCUUCGGAGGCGCUCGCGGGGAGCCUCGACUGGAUCAACGUGAUGGCGUUCGGGCUCCGGCCGGCCGGCGCAGCGGCCAACGUCACGGCCUUCGACGCGCCGCUGUACGACAGGGCGUCGCACUUCUCGGUGAGCUACGGCGUCGUCUCCUGGCUCGACGCGGGCGUCCCGGCGGGCAAGGUGGUCAUGGGGCUCCCGCUCUACGGCCGGUCGUGGUUCCUGCGCAAUAAGGCCAACAGCGGCGUCGGUGCGCUGGUCGUGGCCGCCGGGCCGAAGCAGCGCGGGAGCAACGCGACGGGGGCCAUGUCCUACGCCGAGGUGCAGGCGCUCACCGCGACCGCGGGCGGACGCGCGCCGGUGAUGACGUCGUACGACAACGCCUCCGUGUCGUCGUACCUGGCGGUGGGCGACGUCUGGGUCGCCUUCGACGGCGCGGCCGUCGUCGCCGAGAAGCUCGGCUUCGCCGCGCGGUGCGGCCUGCUCGGCUACUUCCUGUGGCCAGUGAACUACGACGACUCCAACCUCACGGUAACCAGGAGAGCAUCUGAGGUCUGGGAGCAGAGCAAAAUUUCGUCGGAUUUGAGGAACGUCACGGGCGUCCGGCAGGGGAAAGCCCCAUUUGAGCUGCCGCCGGCUCUCGGGUCGCCUUCGCCGGUGCCCGUGCCGACGUCCGCAUCGUUCUCAUGGCUGUGCCGGAAGAAGCUGCAUUUGUCUGUACUAAUUCUCCUCUUAUAUUAACUUAUAUUAACUGGUGCCUUCCCCGUCUCUCCUCUGUUCACUCCAACAUCGAGGGAUUAGGAUCUCAGAUGUAGCAUCAGCAGUUUCGAAUUUUCUACACGGUUUUAUAGUUCAGAAAGUGAAGAGAGUGCGCAUCAACAAGACAACAGUAGUGUAAAUCACAUUUCAGUUGUCAUAUUGGUUUUUACUGAAAAAGAGAAGCUGUCAAAUUGGUUUUGUUGGCCAAUGACUUUGAGCUUACAGCACUAUGUAUAAACGAAAUUGCUCUGCGGA